AUGGCGCUCCAUAAACUUGACGACAGAAGGCGACACUGGAUUUGGUUUGUCCUGGCGAUGCUGAUCUGCCAAGAGUUCCCAAAUUUCCCGCUGGUGGUGGCGGCCAAGAAAGAGCGGAAGAAACCGAAGGAGCCUAACCAAUACACGGACGCUCUCAACGCAACAACUCUUUCCAACAGUGAAGAAUUGAACGGACACUCCAAGAUGCUAGAGUCCCCAGACCCGCCCAUCACCGAUCCACGCCGGACAUGGAUUUCGUUUGUACAGCGUCCGGGUGAAGGAAGCAACUCCAAAAAGAAAUGCAAAGGAAAAGAUAAAAAACUGCGUGGUCUUGCUGGUCCUCCAGGGCCCCCAGGUCCUCCAGGGCCCCCUGGUCUUCCUGGAGCUGAAGUCACCCAUGAGGUCUUAAUGCAAGAAUUUAAAGAAAUGUUAAAAGAAGCUACCGAACGGCGGGCAUCUCCAGUUCUCCCAUCCCAUCCCAGUGAGAUGCCUGUGAUGUUACUGCCUCUGGAGGAGAUAUCCCUCUACCGCCGAGUGGAGGAAGCCUUCCACUGCAAGCUCAAGGGCCAAAUCAUCGUGGACAAGAAAACUUUGAAGGAACUCCAGAACUUUCAGAUGCCUUUAGCCAAAGGAGCUUUUCUCCGAGGAUCUGGAUUAAACUUAACAACUGGCAGAUUUACAGCUUCAGUAUCUGGAAUUUAUCAGUUUUCAGCCAACGUCCAUGUAGAACAAUCUUUGGAGGUUAUCGCUGGGCUGGAAAGCAACAGUAAAGUUUUUACUGUUUAUGUUCAUGGAUUGCUCCAACUCCAGGCUGGACAAUACACCUCCAUCUUUGUGGACAACAGCGCUGGUGCCCCCGUUACCAUUCAGAAUGGAUCUGACUUUAUGGGCAUGUUUGUGGGUGUCUAA
Protobothrops mucrosquamatus (brown spotted pit viper) is the source of this 909-nucleotide messenger RNA. It is a transcript of the gene C1QTNF12, whose product is annotated as C1q and TNF related 12. Gene Ontology annotation, molecular function: hormone activity. Gene Ontology annotation, biological process: negative regulation of gluconeogenesis; positive regulation of insulin receptor signaling pathway; positive regulation of D-glucose import across plasma membrane. Bases 1 to 909 code for a protein of 302 amino acids. The record is from RefSeq and is a predicted model, not a curated record. NCBI's taxonomy places the organism in Eukaryota, Metazoa, Chordata, Lepidosauria, Squamata, Viperidae. The transcript has 10 exons.